AUGAGCAGAGGUUCUCAGGUUAUUUAAAGAAAUAGGAAAUUUUUUAGAUCAAAUAGAAUAUUAAUAGGAGGCACUUUUAGAUUUUAACAAGGCUAUUGAAUUAGACCCUUAUGAUGAUUGUAUUUAUAAUAACAGUUGUGUAUUAAAUUAUUAAGUUAAAUAGGACUUCUAUUUACUAAAAUUGGAAAUAUUAAUUAGGCACUUAUAGACUUUAACAAGGCAAUUGAAUUAGAUCCUAAUUUUUCUGAUUUUUAUUUGGAUAGAGGCAAUCAAAGUAUUAUUUUUUAUAAGUAGAUAAUGAACAAUAGGCCCUUGUAGAUUAUGAUAAAGCGAUGGAAUGAGAUUUUAAUAAAUCUAAAGCAUAUAAUAAUAGAAGUGUUAAAAUUAGUAUAAUGAAAUAGGCCUUUUAUAAUUUAAAAUCGGAAACACAGACAUUGCACUUAUAAAUUUUAACAAAUCAAUUGAAUUAAAUUCUAAUGAUGAUUAUACUUAUAAUAACAGAGGUAAUAGAGUGUUAGAAUAUAUAGGUAUGCUCUAUUAAAAUAUUGGAAAAAUAAUGGAGGCUCUUGAAGAUUAUAACAAAGCAAUUGAAUUAGAUCCUAAUAUUGCUUAAAUUUACAGUUCAAGAUUUAAUUAGGUUUUAGGUUAUUAUAGCAUUAUUGCAUUUAAGUUUAGAAAAUAAAGAUUAAGCCAUAAUAGAUCAUAACAAAGCUAUUAAUUAGAUCCUAAAGAUGCUAUAAAUUAUUUUAACAGAUGUAAUCAAGUUGUUGAACUAAAUAGGAUUGUUUUAUAGAUUAUGAGGAAUUUGAUUUAGUAUUUAAAGAUUAUACUAAAGCGAUUGAAUUGAACUCAAAUGAUGCUAAAGCUUAUAACAACAAAGUUAAUUUUAAUUAUAAUUAAAAAAUAGAAAUUUGUAUAAAGUAAAUGGCUAAUAUGACAAGGCCUUUUAAGAUUGUAUUUAAGCACUUAAAUUAGAAUUAGACAAUCCACUUAUAAUGGUAAAUUUAGCUGAUCUUUAUUAUUUUAGGUCAUAUUAUAAUCAAUCAUUGAAUUAUUAUACACAAGCACUUGAAUAAUUAGACUAAAUCACUCAGUAGAAGAGUAAAAAGUGGAAUUUUUCAGAGGAGAAUAUAUAAUUAAUUAAAAAAAAGUAACUUUGUUAAAAGAAAUUUAAGAUGAAAUAAUUUUUUUAAGAUAAAAUAUUUACAAAAUUACAAACUCAAUUUGAAUAAAAGAACCCAACUUUUAAUGAUGUGAACGAUAAAUUAAUUAUAUUAGAAAAAAAAAUUAACAGUUUAAUUAAUGAUAUAGACAGAUUUAAAAUAGCCAUAAGAAAAAGAAGAAGAGUUAGAAUAAUUGUAAUUGACUAAAGAAGAUCUGAAAUAGAUUAAAUAAUAAUAUAAUUAAUUCUAUUAUAAGAAAUUGUAAGUUAAUAAAAUAAAAGAAUAAGUAAUUUAGAAGAUGACAAUAAAUAUAUGAAAGAAUAGGAUAGCUUUCAAAUAUAAGAAUCUAUGAAAUUUCUUUAAAAGCAGAAAAUAAAACUUAAUUUAUUUAUUAUAAGCAUUGUUUUGGAAUUUAUAUUUUUACUUGUAUGUAAUGCUGCAAAUUUCUUCAGAACUAUAUUAAAUGAAUAGAGAUGCUAUGAUAGAAAGCACUUCUGA
Paramecium pentaurelia is the source of this 1661-nucleotide messenger RNA. The record is from the annotation of a GenBank genome assembly. NCBI's taxonomy places the organism in Eukaryota, Ciliophora, Oligohymenophorea, Peniculida, Parameciidae.